GGAACGAUGUGGAGGCAGGUCAACCGGUCUGAACUGUCAGCAAGGCGAUCACGUGCAUCGUCACAAAGUUUUUUUUUAUUUUUUCCCAAACUCCCAGCGCGUAAAUAGAAGUCAGAUCAAGCAAUCCAUCUCUUUUGACGAUCCGUUUGAUUCAUGAACUGUUAUCCGAGUUCUAAAAUUUGAUAUUUAGACUCUUAUAUAAUGUCAGCGUAUAAGGGGCCAACUUUUGAGUCGUUGGGGCUCUCAAAGCCCUUGGUGGAAGCUUUGGGUGCGAUGGCUAUCCGUCGGCCAUCUCAAAUCCAGAUAUCUUGUAUACCAGAGAUAUUGAAAGGUCACGAUUGUAUUGGUGGUGCUCGGACAGGCUCUGGAAAAACUGUUGCCUUUGCAGCUCCGAUAUUACAAAAAUUCUCGGAAGACCCAUAUGGCGUUUUUGCUCUGAUUCUCACCCCGACAAGAGAGCUUGCAUUACAAAUUUCAGAACAGUUUUCUGCCCUUGGGGCAUCGAUGAACUUGAAGCAGGCGGUCGUUGUUGGCGGCAUGGAUAUGGUUGCCCAGGGCAUUGCGUUGCAAAAGCGUCCGCACAUUGUGAUUGCAACUCCUGGUCGUUUGGCAGAUCAUAUACAAAGCAGCGGCGAAGAGGCUGUUGCAGGAUUACGGCGAAUCAAAUUCUUGGUACUCGACGAGGCUGAUAGAUUACUGACGCCAGGUUUUGCGCCGGACUUGGAGACAUGCAUGGGUGUUACAGCUAAAGGAAGAGAUAGGCAAACUCUCCUAUUCACAGCUACAAUUACCCCCUCAGUUCUGCAGCUAAAAGAUAGCUCGAAACAUAAUGUUUUCUUACACGAAGUCGAGACCAAUAGCAAGAUCUCGAUCCCAGACACACUGACUCAGAGUUAUAUAUUACUACCCAGUCAUGUUCGAGAGUCCUACCUAGUUUCUCUCCUGUCGAUGCCAGAAAAUGAGAAGAAGUCAGCUAUUGUGUUUGUUAACAGAACAACGACGGCCGAUGUAUUAAGAAGAGUUCUCCGAGCCAUGGAAAUCAGAGUAACGUCUUUACACUCAGGUAUAUCUCAGCGAGAACGAAUCGACUCCCUAAACAGAUUCAGAGCCGAAGCUGCGAGAGUUUUGGUUGCUACGGAUGUUGCUGGUCGAGGUCUUGAUAUCCCCCAAGUCCAGAUGGUAAUCAAUUUCGAUAUACCGGCAGACAGUGAUGACUAUAUCCAUCGUGUUGGUCGUACGGCUCGUGCUGGAAGAACUGGUGAAAGUAUAUCAUUUGUCUCUGAGCAUGACGUCUCCAGAAUUCAAGCUAUAGAAACAAGAGUCGGUAAGCAGAUGGACAAGUAUGAAGGCGUGCGCGAAAGUGAUGUAAUCAAAAACUGGCUGCAACCAGUGUCGAAUGCGCGAAGGGAGGCUUUGAUGGAUAUUGAAAAAGAAGCUGCCGGUCUCGUUGGUCCGAAGAAAAGAAAGAGGCGAGCAUAGAUAGGUAUUUGUAUCUCAAGAAAGAAGAUGAAGCAAGAUCUAUAUGUAGUCCGUGUGUCACAACUAGUCUAUGACGG
Myxozyma melibiosi is the source of this 1556-nucleotide messenger RNA. RefSeq names its product P-loop containing nucleoside triphosphate hydrolase protein. The transcript has 3 exons. Lineage: Eukaryota; Fungi; Ascomycota; Lipomycetes; Lipomycetales; Lipomycetaceae. Bases 202 to 1479 code for a protein of 425 amino acids. The record is from RefSeq and is a predicted model, not a curated record. Gene Ontology annotation, molecular function: ATP binding; RNA helicase activity; nucleic acid binding.